Messenger RNA from Teleopsis dalmanni, 1782 nucleotides. RefSeq lists its product as uncharacterized. The coding region runs from base 1 to 1782 and encodes 593 amino acids. NCBI's taxonomy places the organism in Eukaryota, Metazoa, Arthropoda, Insecta, Diptera, Diopsidae. The transcript has a single exon. The record is from RefSeq and is a predicted model, not a curated record.
AUGGGAAAGGCAAAUAUAUCAACCUGUAAGAUCUGUAAUAAUGGAUCACAUCCGAUAAAUUAUUGCAAAACAUUCUUGCAAUCAACACCACAAUGUCGUAUCAAGACAGUACAAAAACUUAGACUGUGCUUGAACUGCUUACGUACAGGCCAUAGGGCAGCAGAAUGCAAAAGUUCCCGCUGCAACAAGUGCAGCAAGAACCACAAUUCGUUAUUGCACUUAUCAGAGUCUUUCAAGACAACACACAAACCGAUCAAUGUCAAUGUUCUACUGUGUCUGGACACUUCUGGUUGGUCAAUUCCUCAGAAUAUAAAAUUGGCUGAUCCAGACUUCGCGAAUCCAAAUCAAAUUGACCUAUUAAUUGGAGCAGAAUUCUAUCACAGCUUGUUAUCGAUUGGUCAAAUCAAAAUAGGUGAGGGUCUACCUACACUUCAGAACACGAUUUUCGGAUGGAUAUGCAGUGGCAAGGUUAGCAACGGUAAUCAAAAAUUACUUACCUGUGGCAUGUGCAGCGAAACUGACGACGAAGUAUUGGAUAAUAUACUUACUAAAUUCUGGCAAUUGGAAGAAAUCAAUCAAACGGAUGACAAAUUCACUCAUGCAGAAAAGAAAUGUAAAGAAUCUUUUGCUCAAAUUACUCACCACAAUCAUGAAGGGCGAUUUGUCGUGAAACUACCAUUUAAGGAGGAUACAACUGUUCUUGGUGAAUCCAUGCAGAUGUCGAUGAAUCGGUUUUUUAGCCAUGAACGUCGGCUGUUGAAGAAUUCUGAACUAAAGAAGAUGUACGUUGACUUCAUGCGAGAGUACGAACAUCUCGGCCACAUGGAAAAAAUCAAUCAGGAUGAUAUAAUGCAUCCACAUUACAUUUUGCCACAUUAUUGUGUAAUCAAGGCAGAUAGUACUACAACAAAGCUUCGAGUGGUGUUUGAUGCAUCUGCAAAAACAUCAACCGGAGUCUUACUCAAUGAUAUAAUGCAUAAUGGUCCAGUUGUGCAGAACGAACUCUUAUCCAUUUUUCUGCGUUUCAGAAAACCACGCUUCGUUUUUACAACAGAUAUUCAAAAGAUGUAUCGGCAGAUACUAAUUGAUCCAAGAGAUGAAUAUCUUCAAAUCAUUAUCUGGCGAGAGUCACCAGAAGAAAACUUGUGCUAUUACAAAUUAAAAACGGUAACGUAUGGCACAAGAGCAACGCCGUAUCUGGCAACUAAGUGUCUACAUACCCUGGCCAGAGAGCAUACCGUUAAAUUUCCUCUCGGUUCCGCUACACUCAGCAAGCAUUUUUAUGGCAAUGACGGUAUAAGUGGCUCAGACAGUCUCAUGGAGACAAUUGCAACAAAGGAUCAACUUAUUAAAAUAUUGGCGACAGCUGGUUUCAAACCUCGCAAGUGGUGCGCAAAUAAUGCCCAAUUACUUCAAGGACUCACUCCAGAAGAUCAAGAAGUGGAUCUCAAUGUCAUCAGUGAGUCACAUAAGACAGUAAAAACUCUAGGCCUUAUCUGGCUACCAAAAUCUGAUCAAUUUUUAAUAAAAACUAACGGACCUACACACAGCAAAAUAAUAAAGAGGACCGUAAGUUCCGAGUUGGCGCACAUUUUUAAUCUACUUGGAUUAAUGGCUCCCGUAGUAGUGAAGGCGAAAAUAUUUGUUCAAAAAUUGUGGCAGUUAAAACUUUCCUGGGAUGAAGCUCUGCCUGCUGAAAUGCAUACUCAAUGGACCCAUUUUCGACAGAGCUUAUGUGAAGUAAACAAUGUAAAGAUAAAUGCGGUUAUUUUUGUUUUUUAA